AUCAAAAAUCUACAUUUUCUCCUCAAUCUCUCUCUUCCUCCCUCCUCCAGAUUUAGCCCUAAACCGUUACUUGCCCCCCUCUCUCCCCUCUCUGGAUUUUCCCGGAAAAUUAAACCAGAAAGUUUUCCUCGUAUUCGGUCUCUGAUAAUUCGCUGACCCCUCUCCAUGGAAUCCGAUUCGUCGAUUUAGGGGAGAUACAGAAACCUCUAACCUAGUUGCUCCCAGCUCCCUUGGUCAGAUUCGAGAUUCCUUGAUUCUUGCUUGCUUCUCGACUUAAUCAGGAAACAGGGAGAGGGAGAGGAAGAAACGGAGGAGAAACUCUUUCCCUCGAUUUCUCUCCUGAAUCAACAAACACCAAUCGUCUUCUUCUUCCGUUGACCAGAUCUUCCAUGCUACAAUCCGAUUCAACUAUGCGCUGAACGGCAAAAGGAAGAAGAGUCGUUUCGUUUCGAUCUGGAUCGGUGAUUAAUGGAGUUUUUGAAUUUGAAUGUUUUACUUCUCGGUAUGAUUCUCAGCUUCCUCUUCGUCCAAUCACAACAAGGUCAAGCUCAAACUGUAUCACCACCUCCUCCUCUGCUCCAGAAUCUCUCGCCUCCUCCUCCUCCGCCAUUGAAACAAUCAGGAGACAAUACACCGCCACGUCCUCCUCCACCGAGUCCUCAAGCUAACACGCCUCCGCCGCCUCAAAACAGCAUUGGCAUUCUCAUUGCUCCUCCGCCACCUCCUUCACCGUCACCACCGCCUCCGCCUCAUUCUCCACCUUCACCAUCGCCGCCGAUUCCAAAACCCCCUCCUCCGCCGCGUGCUUUAGCUUCUCCUCCACAACCUAACAGAAACAAAUCACGGAGGCUACGGCCGCCAUCUCCACCGCCACCACGGAUCUUCAAGCAGCCGGAGAAGAGUGGAUUAAACACAGGGAAGACGGUGGGUCUUGUAUUUGCUGGGUUCGCAGCGAUGCUGCAGAUAUGCGUUGUUACCUUCUUGGUUUUCAAAAGAAAGCAGCUUUUAAGGAUGACACAUGCUUGCUGAUUCCAAAGGGAGAAACUUUAUUGAAUUUUCAUCAUAGCCUUUCUCCCUCCUUAUCGGAUCAUCAAGACUUCCUCUGUAAAUGGGUACAUUCUGGGUUUGACAAAGUUCAUUUUUUUCUUUCUUUAUAAUAUUUUUUUGUUCUUUUUUUAAGGUCGUGUAGGUUUUGUUUUUCAUUUUUACGUGCCUAAUGAUGCUAACUAGAGUGAAAAACAGAGAGGUGUCGAGCGAGUGAGAAAGAACGAGUGGCUCUCAAGUCAUGUAAUAUUGUUCUUUUAAGCCAUUCUGUGAGAAUGUUCAACACCAGAAAAAAAAAAGGAUAUAUAAUAUCAUUUUGUGAGUUCGUUCCUUUGAAUAUUCUUGUUUUACAUUCUCAAAAUGAUUCAGGGUUGUACACAAAUCCUCUGUUUAUGCAUAUUGUGCGAUAUAUCGUGUGAUGUUGUAGUGAGAAUCGUGGCAGAGUAUGGUAGGAAGAUUCAAGUUUCUUUCUCUAUGUUUUGCUUUUCUUAGACACAACAGGUUAUUUGUCAAUUUCUCUCAGGUAUGAGUUUGACGUUUGAGACAUUUUUUUUUAGGUAGGAGGAACCGAUUAGGCUGUAACCUGUAAGUGAUAGCUCUUCAAAACAGAAAACAAUGUUAAG
Molecule: messenger RNA, 1667 nt
Organism: Brassica oleracea var. oleracea
Lineage: Eukaryota; Viridiplantae; Streptophyta; Magnoliopsida; Brassicales; Brassicaceae
Product: leucine-rich repeat extensin-like protein 3
Exons: 1
Coding region: 469-1029 (186 amino acids)
Source: RefSeq, a predicted model, not a curated record